AUGCCCCCAAAGAGCAGCAAAUCCAGGCGACAGCAGACAAUAACUUAUAAUUUAUCAAAUGCAAAUGCUCGAGAUGCAUUUGAGGAGGAACUGGAGCUCGAGGAAGCGGAGCUGCAGCAACGCCAUACAGCUGGCCGGGCAAGGGUUAUGGGGCGUGGAAGUGCAGCUUUCUCCCUUGCUGCUGAUAUGCCUCGGCCACUCUACGAUAGGGAUAUGUGCGGCAUGCACGAGUACCCUUCACCACAGGCCACGACGGAUAUGAUAAACCUCCUGGAGCUCUUCGGCAGCUCCCUUGACCGCGAGGUUAUUGAGAGCGUUUACGUAGGCUGUAACAACAAAUUUAACUUUGCAAUGGAGCGGCUGCUGGAGCUUGCAGCGACUAACGACGCCGGUGCCGCAGGAGUCGCCGGCUGCGACGCUGACGCUGACGGCUCGUCCGCCCAACAACUCCCCAGCGGCAGCAGCGCCGACGCAGCGGCGGCGGAUUCUGCAGCCGCUACUGCCACUCCUGUCGUCUGCUACUGGGACAUCCUUCCCGACGACCUGAAGCGCCACGUGUUUGGCUUUCUGAGCUCUCGCGACCUGGCCCGGGUGGCACGAACCUGCCGGGACUUUGCCGGGCCCGCCAGGUCCCUGAGAACCAACACACGCCAGCUGCAGAUACCCACAGGUUUGGGUAUGCACGGCAUCAUGACCAUGGUGGCAAGUCACCCCAACGCCCGAGCCGUCAGCUUGCGCCAGUGGGCCGCCGCCCCGCUGUCCGACGGGGAGUUCACGACGCUGGUGGUGGCGCUGUCCGCCGGCAGCCGCAGCGACCGGCGGCUGGUGCCCGUGGAGGCGCUGAGCCUCAAGGGCUGUAGGUGGCUGUCGGACGGGCAGCUGAUGGCGGUGUGCCACACCAUGCAGCACCUAAAGGAGGUGGACCUCACGGACUGUGUGGGUAUUACGGACGCGGCGCUGGUUGCGUUAUCCAAGUACCAGCGCCUGGCGCCGGAGGGCGGCGACUCCUCCUCCUCAUCGUCGUCGUCGUACUCUGACGGGGAGUACGACGAUGCUCAGAAGUCGACGACGGCGAUCGGCACCGCCGCAGCCGCCGCGACGGCAGCGGCGAGGUCGCCGGUCCUGCAGCGCCCCAUACCGGGCCGGCGGGAGGAGCGGAGGAGGAGCAGCGGCGACGGUGACGGCGACGGCGAUGAUGAGUUGCAAUUUGAAUUCGAUGCCACCCCGGCGCCAUCUGUACGGCCGAAGGUGGAUGGCGGGCCGGCGGGCGCCUGCGGGGAGGCCUCUGGAGCCCUCCUGGACGACGUGAGGUCGUCCGCGGCGGUGGCGGCUGACGGCGACGGUGACGGCAAGGCGCAGGAGGGGGAGGAGGAUAUGGAGGGUGGUGGGGCUCGCGCCAGUAGCGGCAGUAGCAGCAGCAGUGAUGAUGACGAGGAGGAGGACGAGGGGGAGGCGGGUGGCGGGGAUGCGGCUCACAGCCGGGUAGCAGAUCCCGGUGUUGAGGGUGGUAGGGAGGGCGAGGAAGAUGGCGUCGUCGCCAUGCCGCCUUCGCCGCUAGGCGCUGAGGUGUUGGAGGGCGCCUUCAAGGCCGGGCUGGCGCUGUCGCCACCCACAGCAGCAGCAGCCGCAAAGCCGCGACAGGGUGACGGCAAUGGCGGUGCCGCGGUCAACGUCGCGCCUGUGACGGGGGCGACGGCAGCAGCAGGAGGCGGCGGCAGCGGCGGCGGCCGCACCCGCCGGGGCACCGCCGGCAGCGACAGCGCCUCCGGGACGCCGCUGUACGGCGCGUCUCCUGUCAGCGGCAGCGGCCUCAUGGGCACGUCGUACGGUGCCGCCGCCGCUGCUCGCGGCGGUGCCAGCAGCCCCUGGCUGUACGGCACUAGUCCCGCGGGUCACAGUACCGGUGUUGCUGCGGCUGCUGCUGCUGCUGCUGCCGCGGUCAUCGGCUCUGGUUCCAAGAGCUGGUUGUACGGCAGCAGCCCCGUUAUGGGUGCGUCGCCGUACUUCCGUACAGGGGGAUCCGCCAGCAUUACGCACAAUGGCUGGCUUGCGCGUGCGGCCACGGCGGCCACACACCACCACAGCGGCCGCGGGCUCAUGAGCAUCAAUUUAUCAGGCUGUACGGCUAUUUCCUCUGACGGCGUGAAGGCGCUGCUGUCCGCCCCCCUCCCCAAGUCCUGUCUGCUCCAGCUGGACAUCUCCCGCUGCCCCCGCAUCACCCGGGCGGCGCUGAUACUGCCAGCCACAAGCAAUUUGUGUGUGUUUCGCGCGUCGGCGUGCCACAACCUGCACGAAGUGAUCAUGCAGCUUCCCCUCACCUCGCCGCUCACGGAAUUGCAUCUGGCGGACUGCAAGGCACUGAGUAAAUUACACGGUACGUGGCUGCGCCACCUGACAGCCAGCCUGUGCUUCAGGCUUGUGGAUCUGGAUCCGGAGCGUUGGGAGGUGGGUCGCCUGGAGCACCUCAACUUGUUCGGUUGUCGGCACCUGGAGUGGCCGGGUCUGGCGGCGCUGCUGGCCAAGUGCGGCUCCUCCCUGCGGCACCUGGAUGUCAACGGGUGCAACUCGGUGGUGGUUGCGGACAUUCCCGCGGGCAACGACGGUUUGCGGCACGUUGACGCCAGCGGCUGCAAAUCCCUGGUGGCGCUGCGCUGCCCCAGCCCCGCGCUGGCCACCCUCACGCUGCGCUCCUGUCCCCGACUGCAGGAGGUGACGCUGGAGUCCCCGGCGCUGACCCGCCUGGACAUCUCCAACUGCCCGCACCUUCAGAGGCUGAGUAUGCCUGCCCUACAACAACAACAACAUCAACAACAAGAACAAGAACAACAACAUCAGCAACAACAACAGGGGCAGGGGUCGCAGCAGCAGCAGCAGCAGGGGCAGGGACAACAGGCGCUCGGUGCUGGUGCCGGCAGUGGCGGCGGUGGCAGCGGCGGGGCUGGACCAGUGAGCGCGUUACGUGCGGCGCCCAUAUGCGACAUUUACCAUGGACCUAACAGCAAGCGCGUGUUCCGCAGGUCGCAAGGGACGCAUGUGCAGGAGGUAUCAGCCAACCCAGCCGCGGAAGUGGCGUGGUACUUCCCGGACACCCGCGAGCAGUACCGAAUUGCCGGCGACCUGCUCAUCGUCGACUCAGCCCACACGAACGCGGCCCUACAGGAGGCACGCACACGUACCUGGGCCGCUAUGUCGGAAGGCGGGCGGCAGCAAUUCGGGUGGCCUCAUCCGGGUCGGCCUCGGGCGGCGGAGGAUCCCCAAGCUUGGAACAAUCCCGCGCCAGGGCCGCAGGAACCGCCAUUGGACACGUUCUGUUUGGUGGUCCUCAGAGUGGGGGAGAGAUACGCAGGCGCACUCUUGAGCGCUUGCUCAUCCACAAUUUUCAUUAGGAAGUGCGAGCACGGCGGUAGUUGUGCCCUUUCGGUUAACUUCUUUGAAAACGUAUCUUUGAUAACGUCCGAGACGCGAUAA
This is a messenger RNA of Volvox carteri f. nagariensis, 3468 nucleotides long. RefSeq lists its product as uncharacterized. Bases 1 to 3468 code for a protein of 1155 amino acids. Gene Ontology annotation, cellular component: nucleus. Lineage: Eukaryota; Viridiplantae; Chlorophyta; Chlorophyceae; Chlamydomonadales; Volvocaceae. Gene Ontology annotation, molecular function: protein binding; transcription cis-regulatory region binding. The transcript has 16 exons. Gene Ontology annotation, biological process: regulation of transcription by RNA polymerase II. The record is from RefSeq and is a predicted model, not a curated record.